CAACUCUUGAGGCCAGUGUGUCAUUCAAUUUUUGAUUUGGGCGUGGAAAAGGAACAAAAACAAUUUUGUUUUCUAUUUGUUAUAUAUCACCACCAUGGGCGCCAGUAAUCGCACAACACGCAUAGCAGUUGGAAUUUCGGCUAUAUCAUUCAUAUUGUUUGUAAUUGCAUUCGUCACACCCUACUGGCUAAUUACAGAUGGUCGUAUUGACAAUCCUCGUUUUACAAAUCUUGGACUAUGGGAAGUGUGUUUCCGAAAUUUCCAGGAUAUACAUCGGUUCUACGAUACCGUCUUUAAUGGAUGCAUGUGGGUAUUCGAGGAAGAAUAUUACAUUAUACACGAUUUUCUUCUACCAAGUUUCUAUGUUGCUGUGCAAGUUUUUGCAACACUCUGCUUUGUGUUGUGUCUCAUCGCUUUGCCGCUGACAUUAUCAUUUUUGCGUACCUCUCGCGAUGACGACCGUUAUGUGUUCUUAUUAUUAACUAUUGGAUCCUUCGAAGUACUAGCUUCAAUAUUCGGCUUUAUUGCUGUUGUAAUAUUCGGUGCGAAAGGAGAUUCCCGUGAUUGGAUGCCAGGAUGGCAAAACAAUGAUAUGGGUUGGUCAUUUGCUUUAGCUGUGGUUGGUGGCAUCAUGUUAUUACCAGCCGGUGUGUUAUAUAUAGUAGAAGCACGUAGGGAACGUUAUCGUCAUUUAAAUGAAAUUAGUAAUCGUGAUAUAAGUGAAUAUGGCGGUCCCACAGAUGAGUUUUAUCAACAACAAGCGCAACAAUAUUUUGCACCGGAACCAACUAGACCAAGGCGUCCACCACCCGGUCAGAGUACAUCUGCCGCUGCUGCUGCAGCAGCCGCUGCACUACCCAAAGCAGGCGGAAUACAAACCGAUAUAUGAGAAAUGUUUCAGUAAACUAUAAAAACAGAAAAUUUGAAUUGCGAACAUGAAUCUCGAAAAUCCGUCCUUUUUUUUAGUGAGUUCGGCAAAAUGGUCAAUAAUCAUUCCAUAUUACGUCUAGUUUUUAGUCAAUUAGUAUUUUUACUCCAGUAAAAGUAUCUACAAAGUUUAUGUAAUGUCUAAAAAAUGUUUUAUAAACAUCUUACGUCCGUUUCGAUAUAUUAUGAUUACACGAUAAACUUUUGUCUUUUAUACAUUGUUAUAUUCGUAAAUUAUGUCUUUUAUACAUAUAUAAUUUUUACAGAACUCUAAUAAAGAUUUUUACAUACAAAUUUA
Messenger RNA from Bactrocera latifrons, 1225 nucleotides. RefSeq lists its product as uncharacterized. The coding region runs from base 95 to 889 and encodes 264 amino acids. The transcript is spliced from 2 exons. Gene Ontology annotation, cellular component: membrane; septate junction. Gene Ontology annotation, biological process: septate junction assembly; regulation of tube size, open tracheal system. The record is from RefSeq and is a predicted model, not a curated record. NCBI's taxonomy places the organism in Eukaryota, Metazoa, Arthropoda, Insecta, Diptera, Tephritidae.